This is a messenger RNA of Myiozetetes cayanensis, 2922 nucleotides long. RefSeq names its product nucleoporin 37 (gene NUP37). Gene Ontology annotation, molecular function: protein binding. The record is from RefSeq and is a predicted model, not a curated record. NCBI's taxonomy places the organism in Eukaryota, Metazoa, Chordata, Aves, Passeriformes, Tyrannidae. The transcript is spliced from 10 exons. Bases 132 to 1112 code for a protein of 326 amino acids. Gene Ontology annotation, cellular component: nuclear pore outer ring.
GGUGGCGGUGUCGGAGCGGCACCGGCGGCGGCUGAGCGGGGGCCGCGGCCGCGGAGGGGCCUCUGAGGAAUGUUGAUUUUCAUCCUGGAGAAGACAUUGCUUCUGUGACACCUUGACUUAGUCCACUGAAAAUGAAGCAAGAUUCUACUAGAAACAUUGCUUACACUGUGGAUUGUGAAGAUUAUGUGCAUGUGGUAAAAUUCAAUCCCUUUGAUAGUGGAGAUGCGUGUUCCCUCAUUGCUUAUGGUGGCAAUAAUUACGUAGUUAUUGGGACCUGCAGAUUUCAGGAGGAGGAUGCAGAAGUGGAAGGCAUGCAAUAUAAGACACUAAGAACGUUCCAUCACGGAAUCAGAGUUGAUGCCAUAGCAUGGAGCCCUGAGACUAGACUUGAUGCUAUACCUCCCCAGAUAAGGUUUUGUACUGCAGCUUCUGAUAAAAAGUUAAGGCUGUUUACUUCAGACCUUCAGGACAAGAAUGAGUUUAAGACAUUUGAUGGCCACUCAGAUUACAUUAAUGAUCUGGUGUUUGCUCCCAAUGAAGGUCAAGAGGUUGCAAGCGUAAGUGAUGAUCACACCUGCAGGGUCUGGGAUUUGGAAGGAAAUGAGAAGGCCCAUUUUGUUCUACGUUCUCCUGGAAUGAGUGUUUGCUGGCAUCCUGAGGAGGCUUUUAAGCUGAUGGUAGCAGAGAAGAAUGGAACAAUACGAUUCUAUGAUCUAAUUACACAGCAGGCCAUUCUCUCCCUCGAGUGUGAACAAACACCACUGAUGUCAGCAGACUGGUGUUUAAAAAAUACUCUUAAAAUCGGAGCAGUUGCUGGAAGUGAUUGGCUGAUCUGGGAUAUCACUCGCUCCAGUUAUCCACAGGACAAGCGACCCGUCCAUGUCGAUCGAGCCAGGCUGUUCAGGUGGUCCCGAGUGAAUGAAAAUCUGUUUGCAACCACUGGAUAUCCAGGAAAGACAACUACUCAACUGCUGGUUCAUCAUUUAGGACAUCCCCAGCCCAUUCUUACUGGAACUGCAGCAGUAGGGUCUGGUUUGACAUGGCACAGAACUCUUCCAUUAUGCGCAGUCGGGGGAGAUCAUAAAAUUUUCUUCUGGGUAACUGAAAUGUAAAAUAAGCAUUUCCCUUUAAUAUGAUACUUUACAGCAUAAUGCCUGUUUUCUAGUAAAAUGAAAACAUUUACUCUUUGUAAUGGUAUUUAUUCACUUGGAGAACAUAAGAAAGGAACAAGUAAGAUAUGAAUCAUUUCUGUUUGAAUUUUAGCUUGCAAGUGUAAGAGCUUUUGUAAAAUUGAUUAUCUUACAUCUGAGACUUGUUUAUUUCCCUUAAAAUAAAAUGUACUUUUUAAAUAUAGUAUUUUGUGUAAAAUUAAUUUUUAAGUGUUUUUUAGGAGUUUUUAUGUCCAGCAGUCCCAGUCUGGCAAUCUCACUAACACAGCUCAAAUACUCUGAAAUUGUCCAGAGUACCUACAGAAAGAACACGUCUCCGUAUUAACUUUCCCAACCAUCACUAUCUUAUAAGAAAAAAAAAUGCAGUAAUGUACUGUCAUAAAAUGUUGUCCCUGAACGUUUUUGAAUUAACUAGUUACCACUAACAGUGAAGAAGCUAAUGGUAAAAUCAGAAUGAUUGCAGCAGUAUUAUUUCUCUUAAGAUGACAGAGGAUUUACUUCAAUUGUGUCAAACAGCAUGGUGGGGUUUUUUCUGUUUACAGCCUUUUACUUUCAGCCUUCACAGGAAAACCAAACACAUUCUGCUUUCUAGAAGUGUGUUUUUCCUGUCCUUCCUAUACAAGAUCCAGAAAUGAAGUAAAGAAGAGAAAGACAGACAUAACUCCCAUCUUCAGUGUCUUUUUUGCAUGCUUUUGCAAGUGAAGGCAUAUCAAGAUGUUCUGCUAGUGCAACAGUUCCUUAUAGCAUCAUAGCCAUCCUUAUUAGCAGUAGUUAGAUUUUAAAAUAUUCUGUUGUUUGUUCCUAUUUAUGCAGGACACAUAAAACCAAUUCAGAAGUAGGACAACAGUAAGUGAGACUACAGUCACCUUUUAAAAUGUAAGGCAUAUUUUAUUUCUCAUCAUUCCUUAUUCUUGAGAACUUUUGCUUUCCAACUGCCAUCAAAAUUUACCUAAAAGAUGAAUAUAAAGUUCCUUAUAAGUUCCAGUCUUGAUCAGUGUGUGCUUAAACUGUAAAAUAAGCAACUGUAAAUUGACCAGAGAUUGCAGGCAUAACAGGAGGUUUGAUUUGCUUACAGACACAGAUAAAAAUCUUUGUGGGUCUGGGAGGAUGGAUUGGCCUGGGGCACUGCUGUCCUUCUGGUGUGUAGUGAAACUGAAACAGAUUUGGGUUUUUUUCUGUCCACUCUCAGAGCAAAGCUUUACAGAGCUCUGAGCUAUGCAGAAUAUCAUACAUUAUACCCAGUACUCAUAUUGACAAGGGCAAUUUGCAUUAGGUAUGUGCUGGUGUACUCUGACUGAGACUUUUUUGAUUUAGAAUUGCUUAAGAUUCAAGAGGGCAAAGGGCAGAAAUUCUAUUGUUCUGUAGUUAAUUCAGAAGCCAGGAUGCUUAGUUUUAAUACUGUUUUUAAGGACUACUUAAAACUGUUUACCAAAGAAUGAUCUUGCCAAGUUUCAGGCUCUUCAUUUUAUACUGGAAAAAAGUAAUAUGGAUAUUAAACAAAAAAACCCAAACAAACAAAAAAAAACCAAAACCCCCCAAAAAACAAACAAACAAACAAACAAACCCAACCAAGCAGCUAAUGUUUUUAGCAUGUUCUUCCAUACAGAACAAAAUAAUUAGUUAAUCCUCUGAUGUUGCCUUAGCACAGUACUUGGAAAACUGAAACAUGACGAGCCAUCUUCAGAGAACUCCAAACCAUUUAUCAUUUACUUUCCUUUUUUUUUUUUUUUUAAUAAACCUACAUAACACCUAA